Messenger RNA from Nylanderia fulva, 1812 nucleotides. RefSeq names its product Activator-recruited cofactor subunit 42 (gene Arc42). Gene Ontology annotation, biological process: fatty acid beta-oxidation using acyl-CoA dehydrogenase; butyrate catabolic process. NCBI's taxonomy places the organism in Eukaryota, Metazoa, Arthropoda, Insecta, Hymenoptera, Formicidae. The record is from RefSeq and is a predicted model, not a curated record. Gene Ontology annotation, cellular component: mitochondrion. Gene Ontology annotation, molecular function: flavin adenine dinucleotide binding; short-chain fatty acyl-CoA dehydrogenase activity.
CAGGUGCCUAAUCAAAGAUGCACUUGGUGCAUAUGUAUUAAUUACUGCAUUUCUAACUUGAUUAUUUUAUGAAUAAUCUCGAUAAUACAAUCAUUAUCGCGAUUCAUUCAUAAUCUCGAAGUCCGUAAUCAUGAUGCACACGUGGUUGUUCUAUACGUGUCAGCUUUACCGUCGGGUGAUCAAAGAGAAAGCUUUCCUCUGGUGAUACACAGAUAUGUAACUUGUUUACAGGCUGUGACAGACUUGUAAGGAGUUGUAGCUUGUCAGUAAAAAGACAAACGCUCUAUUACGUUACAUUGCAGUGAAAAUAUAAUAAUUAUUUUAAUGUAUACAUGUUAAUAGUAUUAUACAAGUAUUAUAGAAGUAUAUCUAUAUUUACAUAAUAUGACACUAUAUUACAUUGUGUUCUAAUCAAAGUUCCAAAGUUCAUUUGAAUUUAUUCUACGUAUCCAUAACAAGUUUUCUCAUUUUUAUAAGUGUAACGUCAUUAUAAACAACCAUGUUGUGCUCUAGAUUACUCGCAAAUGUCAACCGUGUGUCUAGAGGUUCUGUCAACCGUUACAUUGCCUCACUUUCCAUGUUGCCAGAUACACAUCAGAUGUUGUACAAAACAUGCAGAGAUUUUGCUGAAAAUGAAUUGAAACUCAUCGCAGCAGAGACUGAUAGGAAACACCUCUUUCCAAAGGAACAGAUUAAAAAAAUGCGAGAAUUAGGCCUCAUGGGUUUAUGCGUUCCUGAAGCAUUAGGUGGCACAGGGUUGGAUUACCUGGCCUACGCUAUAGCCAUGGAGGAAAUCUCAAGAGGUUGCGCAUCUGCUGGAGUUAUAAUGAGUGCACAUAAUUCUCUCUACUUAGGUCCUAUAGAAAAAUUCGGAACGGAUAAGCAGAAAGAAAAGUAUAUUACUCCCUUUGUAACUGAGGAAAAGAUUGGUUGCUUUGCAUUGAGCGAACCAGGCAAUGGAUCUGAUGCUGGUGCUGCAUCUACCACUGCCAAAGCGGAUGGUAAUACUUACACAAUUAAUGGUACUAAAUCGUGGAUAACGAACGCAUACGAAGCCAAGGCAAUUGUUCUCUUCGCAACGACCGACAAGUCUAAGAAGCACAAAGGUAUAAGUGCCUUCAUAGUCGAUAGUCCAACAACCGGUCUUUCUUUGGGCAAAAAGGAGGAUAAAUUAGGUAUACGAGGAAGUAGUACUUGUUCAUUAAUCUUUGAAGAUUGUCAAGUAUCAAGAGAUAAUCUACUUGGUGAACCGGGACAAGGCUUUAAAAUCGCGAUGAUGACUCUAGAUGCUGGUAGAAUAGGAAUCGCCGCACAAGCGUUGGGCAUAGCUCAGGCAUCUCUGGAUUGCGCGAUAGAUUACGCAACUAAACGUCAAGCCUUCGGUCAGCCUAUUAUAAAGCUGCAAACGAUUCAGCAAAAAAUUGCCGACAUGGCUCUGAAAUUGGAAAGCUCGAGGCUGUUGACCUGGCGAGCGGCUCAACUCAAGGAUAACGGCAAGUCGUACAUAAAGGAAGCCGCUAUGGCGAAACUCUCCGCAUCAGAAACCGCCACGUUCUGUGCUCAUCAAUGCAUACAGAUCUUAGGAGGGAUGGGAUACGUGGCAGAUAUGCCGGCGGAACGUUAUUAUAGAGACGCACGUAUCACGGAGAUUUAUGAGGGCACGUCGGAAAUCCAGAGACUCGUGAUCACUGGAAAUCUUAUCAAAGAAUACGACCUCUAAAUCGAUAUCGCACAUAUAAGGUAAUAUUCAAUUUGUUGGUAUUUUUUUGUUCUUUUUAUAUAAUCAAAUUAAAAUAUCUUUUUUAUAUGCAU